Messenger RNA from Fusarium proliferatum ET1, 810 nucleotides. RefSeq lists its product as uncharacterized. NCBI's taxonomy places the organism in Eukaryota, Fungi, Ascomycota, Sordariomycetes, Hypocreales, Nectriaceae. The transcript is spliced from 2 exons. The coding region runs from base 1 to 810 and encodes 269 amino acids. The record is from RefSeq and is a predicted model, not a curated record.
AUGACCAUAACACUCAAGCGCAAAGCAUCAGAAGCUGACCUCCCUCCUCGCACACCAGCGAUUCCUUCUACACUCCCUCCUUCCGUGGAGGAGGCCUAUCGUCGAAAAUGUGUUCAGCUGAAGAACCGCACCAAUGAAGUUGAAGACGCCAAUGAUGCCGCUCGACUUCGCCUUGCUCGUAUCAAGCGCCAGGUUGAAAAGUUGCGAAUAGAGCGCGCUUUUCUCCUCGAACAGCUCGCAAAGCGCACGAGCGCAAAUGUCGAGGAUUCAGACGGCAGCCCAAGCCCACCCCCUACGCCCAAAGAUAAGCCUCUGCGUACGAAGAGAGGCCACCGAAAGUCGAUGAUGCCUGAUUCCGACUCGAAGGCACCAGUCGCUGCCUCUUUUACCAACACCGCCGGCUCCCCAACUUCCGAAACCUUCUCACACCCUCCAGAAAGCCAACCCAAGCCGGCUCAUGCCAACGGUAUCUCUGCGAGCGAUUCCAAGAAGCCCACCAGUGCAUUUGAGCUGUUUUGCUCAGAAACACGGCCUGGUCUCGAGAGUAAGGAAAAGGACAGCGAGAUCCCUUUGAACAUUGAGGAUGAGCUCGCUCGUGUCUGGAAGGGUCUCUCGGAUGGUGAGAAAGAUGAAUACGAGGCAAGAUUCGAACUUUCGAUGGCCAAGAACGAGGAGUCGAAGAAAAGCCCCGCAUCUGACAAGAAGGAUGAUGAGCCUGCUGAGCCCAAGCAACUCGUUCAGGACGAGGACAUAGAGAUGGGUGAUGACACUGAGGAUCAAGAUACACAGGCUGGCGAGAAAGUCGAGUAA